AUGCCAGCUUACGAUAAAGAAAACGUGAUGAUCCUUUCCGCCAAAACAGAGAACAUGGUUCUGUCUCCCAGCAAAGCCAAUAUCAUAAAAGAGCAUUCUCCCUCUAAAAUUCAGAAAGGAGCCAAGAUCCAAGACGGCAAAGACGUCAAUAGCUUCGAUCCGGAGCUAGAACCAUUGCUUCGAGAGAACCCCAAAAGGUUUGUUGUAUUCCCCAUUCAGUACCCUGACAUUUGGGCCAAGUACAAGGAAGCUGAAGCCUCCUUUUGGACCACAGAAGAGGUAGACCUCUCCAGAGACAUGGACCACUGGAAAAACCUCACUGACAAUGAGAGACACUUUAUUUCCCAUGUGCUUGCUUUCUUUGCUGCUUCUGAUGGUAUUGUGAAUGAGAAUUUGGUGGAGAGAUUCAGUCAAGAAGUCCAAGUCACUGAAGCACGUUGCUUUUAUGGUUUCCAGAUAGCAAUUGAGAACAUCCACUCAGAAAUGUACAGCACCCUCAUUGAAACUUACAUCAGCAAUCCUGAGGAGAAAGACUUCCUCUUCAAUGCCAUAGAGACCCUGCCAUGUGUUAGGAAGAAGGCUGACUGGGCAUUGAACUGGAUAAGCUCCAAAAACUCUACUUUUGGAGAGAGGAUUGUGGCUUUUGCAGCUGUGGAAGGUAUAUUUUUCUCUGGUAGCUUUGCCGCUCUGUUUUGGCUCAAGAAACGUGGGCUGAUGCCUGGUUUGACCUUCUCCAAUGAGUUGAUUUCAAGAGAUGAAGGGCUACACUGUGAUUUUGCUUGUCUCUUGUUCUCCCAUUUGGUGCAGAAACCAUCAGAAGAACGUGUUGUGAGCAUUAUCAGGGAUGCAGUGAAAAUAGAGCAAGAAUUCCUGUCAGAUGCCUUGCCUGUUAGUUUGAUUGGCAUGAAUUGUGAUUUGAUGUGCCAGUAUAUUGAAUUUGUGGCUGAUAGAUUGUUGUUAGAGUUGGGCUGCAAGAAAAUUUACAACUCACAGAAUCCCUUUGACUUCAUGAGUAUAAUUUCCACUGAUGGCAAAACAAAUUUCUUUGAAAAGAAAGUUGGAGAAUACCAGAAAGAUGGUGUAGCUAAUCAUUUGGAAAAAAUUGUGCAUUGUGUCUACCUCACCUGCUAA
Molecule: messenger RNA, 1131 nt
Organism: Phaedon cochleariae (mustard beetle)
Lineage: Eukaryota; Metazoa; Arthropoda; Insecta; Coleoptera; Chrysomelidae
Source: the annotation of a GenBank genome assembly